AUGAGCGUAUUUCCAGAAAAGAAGCGGAUGGAUAAGAAAAAGAAAGAACGGACACCGGUGGUAAAAAGCGGGCCACAGAUACUGGCUGAACAGAGAUGGGCCCGGAAGAUGCAGGCAGCAAAGAAGGAUGCUGAAACGAGGUUUAUAAUUAAAAGGUGGGUAAACCUGAAAAAUGCCUUACAGAAGCCGCCUGAAAAGAGGCUGGCAGAGCUAAGGGAGGCAGAGAAAAGGCUGGCAGAAGACAGUCUGGACAUGCAGAGGCAGGAGAGGUGGAGAGAGUGGAGGCAGAAGGAGCGAGAGCUGUGGGAGGCAGAGCAGAGACAGAAAGAGCAGGAGCUCAACUCCUCCAAGAAGAAACUUGAAGAUCUGCAGGAGACACCUCACACACAGGUGCUUAAGUCUCCUACCAUCUUGGAGGAGUUGAAGAUGUUGGAUGAACUGCUUGAGGAGACAGAAGAUAUCAAACUUCCAUCAAUGUCCCCCAUCCAUCAGCCAGUCUCCCCAACCCCCACACCCCUGCCACUGGGUAAAGAUGGAGCAUACUUGGGCCUCACCACCACCAAGCCCCUGGAAGCUCAGGCCAGGCACCCCCACGGGGUCAAGCAUCCCACCUGCACACCUCUUCCUAAGGACACUCGAAUCUACACCCACCCCUUGGCCAACCAGGAGGAAGGAUUAGAGAGUGGAUUGGCAAAGAUGAAAGUACUGGAGGCAUCUGUUGGGGAGAGUUCCAACAGUGACAUAUUGACAAAAAUUGAGAAUGAGAUAAAGGCUGAGGAGGGGAAAGCAGCAAAGAAAGAGAGGGAGUUCAUAGAAAAGCAGAAGAAAGCAGAAAAGCUGGCCCAUGCUGGCAGUUACACAGUUCACAGCAGGAUCCACACUGGAGAGAAGCCCUAUAACUGUGACACAUGUGGGAAGAGCCUUUCCUCAUCCAGUAGCCUCAAGCAGCACAUGAGGAUCCACACAGGAGAGAAGCCCUACAGCUGUGACCUUUGUGGUAAAACCUUUAGUCAGGCUGGGCAUUUCAGAGCUCAUAGCAGGAUCCACACUGAAGAGAAGCCCUACAGCUGUGACCACUGUGGUCAAACCUUUAGGCAUGCUAGUGCUUUGACAGCUCACUGCAGGAUCCACACAGGAGAGAAGCCCUACAGCUGUGACCUCUGUGGUAAAACCUUUAGCCGCGCUGACAAUUUCAGAUUUCAUAGCAGGAUCCACACUGGAGAGAAGCCCUACAGCUGUGACCUCUGUGGUAAAACCUUUAGACAAGUUGGGAAAUUAACAGUUCACCGCAGAAUCCACACUGGAGAGAAGCCCUACAGCUGUGACCUCUGUGGUAAAACUUUUAGACAGACUGGGGAUUUAACAGUUCACCACAGAAUCCACACUGGAGAGAAGCCCUACAGCUGUGACCUCUGUGAUAAAACCUUUAGACAGGCUGGGGAUUUAACAUCUCACCGCAGAAUCCACACUGGAGAGAAGCCCUACAGUUGUGAUCUCUGUGGUAAAACCUUUAGCCAGGCUUGCCAAUUCAGAACACAUAGUAGGAUCCACACUGGAGAGACGCCCUACAGAUGUGACCUCUGUGAUAAAAUCUUUAGACAGGCUGGAGAUUUAACAGUUCACCGCAGAAUCCACACUGGAGAGAAGCCCUACAGCUGUGACUUCUGUGGUAAAACCUUUAGCCAGGCUGGCAGUUUCACGGUUCACCGCAGAAUCCACACUGGAGAGAAGCCCUACAGCUGUGACCUAUGUGGCAAAACCUUUAGACAGAAUGGGGAUUUAACAUCUCACCGCAGAAUCCACACUGGAGAGAAGCCCUACAGCUGUGACAUCUGUGAUAAAACCUUUAGCCAGGCUAACAGUUUCAGAGCUCACUGCAGGAUCCACACUGGAGAGAAGAUCUAG
Molecule: messenger RNA, 1905 nt
Organism: Osmerus eperlanus (European smelt)
Lineage: Eukaryota; Metazoa; Chordata; Actinopteri; Osmeriformes; Osmeridae
Product: zinc finger protein ZFP2-like
Exons: 4
Coding region: 1-1905 (634 amino acids)
Source: RefSeq, a predicted model, not a curated record